Molecule: messenger RNA, 3218 nt
Organism: Hirundo rustica (Barn swallow)
Lineage: Eukaryota; Metazoa; Chordata; Aves; Passeriformes; Hirundinidae
Gene: DHTKD1
Product: dehydrogenase E1 and transketolase domain containing 1
Exons: 17
Coding region: 1-2766 (921 amino acids)
Biological process (GO): tricarboxylic acid cycle
Molecular function (GO): thiamine pyrophosphate binding; oxoglutarate dehydrogenase (succinyl-transferring) activity
Source: RefSeq, a predicted model, not a curated record
AUGGCCAUGGCGGCCGUGGCGGGGGCUCGGGCCGUGCGCUGCGCGCUCUGCCGGGGCGGCCCGAGGCGCUGGUACCGCACCGAGCGCGGCGUCUACGGCUACAAACCGCGGAAGGCGGCGGGAGGGCGGGCGGAGGAGCAGCGCGGCGCCGGCAGAGCAGUUGACCACGCUCUUGCUCGUUUAAUAACUGCCUAUGCUGAACAUGGCCACAAAGCAGCCAAAAUAAACCCGCUGUUUGCCGGCCAAGCUGUUAUGAACAUGGUACCUGAAAUCCAAGAGCUGGCUGAAGUUCUUCAGGGUUCUCUCGUCACUACAGGACUUUUAAACAUGGGAAAAGAAGAGGCUUCUGUAGAGGAUGUGAUGGCUUAUCUUGACCAUAUAUACUGCGGGCACAUUUCCAUAGAAACAAGCCAGCUUCCAACUUUGGAGGAGAGAGAAUGGUUUGCUAAAAGAUUUGAAGAGCUAAAGCAAGAAGCAUUUACACCUGAAGAGAAAAAGCACUUGUGCAAACUGAUGCUGGAGUCCCAGGAGUUUGAUCACUUCCUGGCCACCAAGUUUGCCACGGUGAAGCGAUAUGGUGGUGAAGGAGCAGAGAGCAUGAUGGGCUUCUUCCAUGAGCUGUUCAAGAUGUGUGCCUACAGCGGGGUCACGGAUAUCAUCAUUGGAAUGCCUCACCGGGGAAGGCUGAAUCUGCUCGCUGGCUUGCUCCAGCUUCCUCCUGAGCUCAUGUUCCGCAAGAUGCGUGGUUUGAGUGAGUUUCCAGAGAAUUCAGCAGCCAUUGGGGACGUUCUCUCCCACCUGACAUCUUCUGUAGAUCUGGACUUUGGCUCCCACAGACCUGUGCAUGUCACCUUGCUCCCCAACCCCUCACACUUAGAAGCCAUCAACCCAGUGGCUGUGGGCAAGACACGAGCCAGGCAACAGACUCUACUCGAAGGCGAUUACUCCCCAGAGAGUUCUGCACAGCCUGGGGACAAAGUUAUUUGCCUGCAGGUUCAUGGCGAUGCUGCUUUCUCUGGGCAAGGGAUUGUUCCUGAAACACUGACCCUCUCUAAUCUACCACAUUUCAGAGUUGGUGGGAGCAUCCAUUUGAUUGUUAAUAACCAGCUGGGCUAUACCACUCCUCCAGAGCGAGGAAGGUCAUCUCUGUACUGCAGUGACAUUGGUAAAAUCAUUGGAUGUGCAGUUAUCCAUGUGAAUGGGGACGAUCCUGAGGAAGUUGUCCGUGCCACACGACUGGCCGUGGAGUACCAGCGCCAGUUCCGCAGGGAUGUCAUUGUGGACUUGCUGUGCUACAGGCAGUGGGGCCACAAUGAGCUUGAUGAGCCCUUCUUCACCAACCCCAGCAUGUACAAAAUCAUCAGAUCCCGUAAGAGCAUCCCGGACACGUACGCGGAACACCUCACGGCUGCUGGGCUCAUGACGGAGGCUGAAGUGUCUGACAUCAAGACCGCGUGCUAUUCUAAGCUGAACGAUCACCUCGCCAACAUGACUUCGUACAACCCACCUCCCACCAACCUGCAGGCUCACUGGAAAGGCUUCGUGGAGCCUUCUGCCAAAAUCACCACCUGGGACACAGGGAUGCCUGUGCCUCUCCUGCAGUUCAUUGGAGUCAAGUCUGUGGAGGUGCCCGAAGAGCUCCAGAUGCACAGCCAUCUCCUGAAGACCUAUGCACAGUCAAGAGUUCAAAAAAUGGAGGAAGGAAAAAAGCUGGACUGGGCAACAGCUGAAACUUUAGCAUUUGGUUCUCUGCUGAGCCAAGGGUUUAAUAUCAGGCUGAGUGGACAAGAUGUUGGCAGAGGAACCUUCAGCCAACGACAUGCCAUGUUGGUUUGCCAAGAGACAGAUGAUACCUACAUUCCUCUGAAUCACAUGUCCCCAGACCAGAAGGGUUUCCUAGAGGUGAGUAACAGUCCCUUGUCUGAAGAAGCUGUGCUUGGUUUUGAAUAUGGAAUGAGUAUUGAGAGCCCUAAGUUACUGCCGAUUUGGGAAGCUCAAUUUGGAGACUUCUUUAAUGGAGCCCAGAUAAUAUUUGACACUUUCAUCUCUGGAGGUGAGGCUAAGUGGCUUCUGCAGAGUGGGAUAGUAAUUCUUCUUCCCCAUGGCUACGAUGGUGCAGGCCCUGAGCACUCGUCCUGCCGGAUGGAACGGUUCUUACAGAUGUGUGACAGCUCAGAGGAGGGAGUUGAUGGCGACCAGGUCAACAUGUCAGUUGUGCAUCCCACCACCCCAGCACAGUAUUUCCAUUUACUCCGGCGGCAAAUGGUCCGAAACUUCAGGAAACCUCUCAUUGUUGCUUCCCCCAAAGUGUUACUCAGGCUUCCAGCUGCUGUAUCAAGUUUUGAAGAAAUGGCCCCAGGGACAACAUUCAAGCCUGUCAUUGGUGACUCCUCCGUAGAUCCUAAAAGUGUCACCCAAGUGGUGCUGUGUUCUGGGAAGCAUUACUAUGCUCUGGUGAAGCAAAGAGAAACCCUGGGAGAGAAGCAGCGCAGCACAGCUAUUCUGAGACUUGAAGAGCUCUGUCCUUUCCCCCUGGAAGCUCUACAGCAAGAGUUGAGCAAAUACAGCCGUGCAAAAGUCUUCAUCUGGAGUCAGGAGGAACCACAGAACAUGGGUCCAUGGUCCUUUGUGUCUCCACGGUUUGAAAAGCAGGUGGGGCUUAAGCUCCGUCUUGUGAGCAGACCUCCUCUACCAGCCCCAGCAGUUGGCAUUGGAACCCUCCACAACAAGCAGCAGGAAGAUGUUCUGACCCAUACCUUCAUCUGAGUUUUCAAUGGAUGGACUGCUCCUGAUGUCAGUCAUGUUUAGUGCCUCCUCUUGUGAAGAACAAAAGCCAGAUCCUGAAGACUCAUAGUUCUUCAAAAUGGGAAAAAAAAAAAAAAAAAAAGGUGGAAUAAGUUUGGUAAUCAUGAAGCAAUUUUUUCAUGUUGGGGAAUACCUAACAAUAACAAGUGCCUGUUACUCCUGAUACUUCUUGUCCUCUUACACAAUUUUCUACUAAAUGUCUUUAUAAAGUUAAAAAUCCAGUCCAGGGGACAGAUUGGUGAGGUGACUGUGGAAUACCUUGUAUCUUGCUGCUUAUUUGCACUUGACAGUUUCUUGGGAUGGUGCAUGUGUGGAAACAGGUUCUGUUUCUUCUGUUUCCACUGAAGUGUUAGUACUGCUUGAGCAAAUAAAUGCUUCCCCAUGUCUGGGAAUGAGCCAUUUCUAUAGCAGAA